Molecule: messenger RNA, 1096 nt
Organism: Chaetomium fimeti
Lineage: Eukaryota; Fungi; Ascomycota; Sordariomycetes; Sordariales; Chaetomiaceae
Exons: 2
Coding region: 118-774 (218 amino acids)
Source: RefSeq, a predicted model, not a curated record
AGCUGUCAACCGUCUCAGCGGUAGGACGAUCUGCGAGCGAAAUAUUAAAGUUAUAGCGUAAGGAUAACUAUUGUGGAGGGAGAAGUCGGAGCUUGAGCCGAGUAGGUAAAUACCCAUAUGAGACGCCGACUUGCCCGCUAUCCGCUCUCCAUUCUCUCCCCAUCUUCAGCUUCCCAUCUUCAAUUCCUCCCUCCACCUACCCAGCUUCUUUCGACCAUGCAGCUUUCCACUGCUCUCCUGUCAGCCAUGGCGCUCUUUGCGCAGGCAGCCUCUGCUUUCUACCUAUCGUCACCCUCCAACCAUGCCGAUCCGAAGGCAUACGCCGGACUGAGGGACUGGACUGGUAACUCAGUUGGGUUUUACAAGGACGCCCACAAGACCGCAAACAUCAGUCUUGAUUCCAAAGGGGAUAUUGCCCAAAGCGGGUUCAAGUUCCAACACGGCGACUUCCAACACGAGAAGUUAAGGUUCGAACGCGGAAACAAAUCGCGCACGUAUUUGUUGGUGUCAACGGAGGGCAACCCUCCCCGCCCAAACGACCUGACGGGCCCGUUUGCUAUCGAGGAUGGCAAGUUCGUGUAUAAAGGGGGAGGAGAUUGGAGCUGGAACUUGGCUGGUCUUUUAUUUUCUGACCCCCUGAAUGACCAGCCGAGCAUUUACCUUCAAUUCGGCCUCCACCCGGUAGAGGAAGCUCGUUUAAGGCUAUUCGGACCGAGAAGGAAAUUCAGACUGGGCAGAGGCCGUCAAAAUAUCACGCUCAUCGCUCACAAGUGAUGCUUGGGGGACAGCCCGAGGUGAAAAUGUGUAUAGAAGACUGUCGGAGUCCUUCACCCGCCGUCUUGGAGUUGGCUGGGUCGGGUUUGGCGGCGAAGAAACGGACGAGCUGGCCUUCCUUAGUCUUCCGGGUUUUGGGGCCUCCGCUUGGUAGAAUAAAAGGCCGAGACACAGAAAGAGUUGAGUCAGUUCUUUUGGUUGCGUCAGUAGUAGUGUACACAUGGUCUCAGUUCAGCUGUCAACUACUAGCGGAGCUGUCAACUGUCUCAGUGGUGUGACGAUCCGUAAGCUAAAUAUUAAACGAAGGUACUAGGCAUGUAAC